AAAAUUCCAAAGAAAAAGUAUCAACUUCCGGUCUGUGUUUUCUGCUUUUGAUGCUGCUAACUCAGGUUGCAGACCAGACAAUAAUUUGUCACGCAGAUAAAAUUAAGACACACCGGAGACUCGGAACACUUCACUAAACAUUUAGAAACUUUUUUUUAUCUGUUAGAAGUUGGGUGACAAAAUGGGACGCAUCUUUCUGGAUCACAUUGGUGGAAGUCGCCUCUUUUCCUGCGGCACCUGUGACACCGUCCUGACCAACCGGGCUGAACUCAUCUCGACGCGCUUCACCGGAGCCACCGGCAGAGCGUUUCUGUUUAACAAGGUUGUAAAUCUGCAGCACAGCGAAAUCCAAGACAGAGUCAUGCUCACAGGGAGGCACAUGGUGCGGGACGUCAGCUGCAAGAACUGCAACAGCAAGCUGGGCUGGAUGUACGAGUUUGCCACAGAGGAAAGCCAGCGCUACAAAGAGGGCCGAGUCAUUCUGGAGCGGGCGCUGGUGAAGGAGAGCGAAGGCUUCGAGAACGUUCACUCUGACAGCUCCUGACUGCUUUCACUUCUUCAGUGUUCCUUUCAUGAGUAGAGCCACACCAGAGAUGUGUUACUGGCUGAAGUUCAAACCGGGAGCUGACUACUACUGAUGCUUUUCUGUUGCUUUGAAAACACCUGCAGUUUCAGUAUGUGCCCAGCAGGUGGUGCUGUCGUUCCGGUUUGCUCGGGUUUGCUGUUCAGAGAUCAGAAAGUGUCUAAACAGAUUCAGGUGUUUGAUUUGACAAAGUAAUAUCUAAUUACUUGAAGAUGAAUAUCAUAGUAUUACACUACAAAAAUAUUUAGUAAAAUUCUUCGUUGGGGUUUUUUCCUUAAACGCUUCAGCGCUUUUUAUUUUAGUGUGCCAAAUACUUUCAACAUGUCAGAAUUAUAUUAUGUUAUUUCAUUUCCAAGCAGUAUUUUGGGGCUUUAAAGAAUUUAUUUACUUUAUAUUUAUUUAUAAUAAAGGUUCAUAAAACAAA
Oryzias melastigma (Indian medaka) is the source of this 1007-nucleotide messenger RNA. RefSeq names its product protein yippee-like 5. The transcript is spliced from 3 exons. The record is from RefSeq and is a predicted model, not a curated record. Lineage: Eukaryota; Metazoa; Chordata; Actinopteri; Beloniformes; Adrianichthyidae. The coding region runs from base 182 to 544 and encodes 120 amino acids.